Messenger RNA from Thyridium curvatum, 6702 nucleotides. RefSeq lists its product as uncharacterized. Bases 1 to 6702 code for a protein of 2233 amino acids. The record is from RefSeq and is a predicted model, not a curated record. The transcript is spliced from 3 exons. Lineage: Eukaryota; Fungi; Ascomycota; Sordariomycetes; Thyridiales; Thyridiaceae.
AUGAUUCGUGGCGGAGUUGCAGCGAUUACUUCCACAGCUAAGAGUCUACAUAGUAAAGCCCACCCCGGGGCGGCUGGAGAUGAUGUGAACAAGCCUCCAGUCUCAGACAAGUCUCCAGCCGUGAAGGAGGUUCCGGUCGUGAACAAGCUUCCGGCCAUGACCGAGUCCCCAGUUGUCCAAGUUUCCGAGCUGACUACCCAUUCUUCAUCGGACAUAUCUGGGGACCAAGCUGGGAAAACACCAGGCCAGACUCAACGGCGCUCGCCGGGCCCUCUUGCCUCUGACAGCAAGAAAGCUGCCCCAGAUGCAGAUCCUGACAUCUCACUCGACGCCGCUUUGCAUGGAAAGACCAUGUCUCUCAGAAGCACAUCGGGUUCAUCCCCGCAACCUCCAGUGCCUCUUGCCGAUCCUGCCAGGCAGCACCUCGAAAAUGGCAACGGAAGCAAGCAUGGCGGUGAGGAUGUUGUCCCUGAUUCGCCUAUCACGGCUACUACCGGACAAAUCUCUAGGCAGCUUCCCAAGCAACGCGGGAUCAUGCGUAUGAGCUCCACCUCGUCCAGUAUUCUCGGACUGCGAUCCCUGUCCACCGAGACCAGCGCGACCACCAUUGUCGGCCGCAUGGCCACCAGCACCAAUAUCACGGCACUCCGCGCUCUUCCCCUCGAGGAGCGUCUGAAUAAGGCGCGCUCUUGCCUCAAAGAGUUGCAGUGCGCCUGUGGACUACAUGUACACUCCGAUCGGGCAGACGUGCAGCGCGUCUUAGACUUGAUCGACAAGAUACGCAUGCGCCAGGUACCUCGACAAUGGAGCCCACUGGAUCGGAAGCUCAAGCUUAUCCAGUCCUCGGCUGAGCGCAUCGCAGGCUUCGCAGCCCUGGUCAGGAAUCAUGGAGCCUCCGAUUCUGAGGGAGUGGCCGCCAUGCUCGUCUCGUGCUGCGAGGUGGCGCUGCAGGGAGAGCCGGUUCUGUCCCCGUUGUUGCUUGACCCGCUGCUGUCCAUCCUCCACAGAGUUGGUGCUAUUUUACAACAUGUCAAGCUGUCUGUGCCGACAGAGUCCGACAAGUUCUCGUCUUUGUCCUCUCAGAAGCUGUAUACAGCCUUGGCCAAGAUGACGCAGGCUCUGCAGCGCAUCUGUGCCUCCUUUGUCGAGAUGCUCGAUCAACUCAGGGAGACUGGCAAGUCCUUAAGUCUCGCUGUGUUCACUUACCAGGUCAACAAAUACUUCGAAGCCGACAUUUCCAGUCUGAAUGAAGCUUCUGGCGAAGUCUGUCAGCAGGUGUGGCAGCUUACCUACAAGGACUCCACCGUGGAGUAUUCCCAUGGCCGUGUUGUGGACUGGCUAGAUGAUCAGAUUGACUACGUCGCCGCCCACGGUCGGCCUGGGAACCGCUAUGGCUUCUCCCGAGACCUCCCGGUCGGUGAUAGUGCAACCCCGUUCGUCUUUGAUUUCGUCGAGUCCCUGGUUCUCAAGUUCUUCAAAACCCCCAAGAGAAUACUCAUCGUCACGGGCGAGCUUGGAUACGGAGAGCAGGAGUUGACCGCCAAUCUUCUCGAGCGCCUGCAACUGACUCUCGCAGUGGACUCGAAGCUUCUGCGUGGAACAUUUGGAUCUUCUCAAGGCCCCACAUCAGGAACAGUGGCCUUCCUCAAGUCGUUGCUACGACAGCUGCUUGACCAGUCAGUCGGUAAUACUAGCUUUGUAUCCGCCAUAUACCAGCUUGCAAAGAAGACCGUGGGCGACCUUAUGGGCGUUCGUACGGAGGACCGUCUCUGGGAGCUGCUCACUGAGGAGUGUUCCAAGGCGAAGGGUGACGUAGUUCUUGUCGUCGACGGAGUAGCUGCCUCUGAGAGUACCAACUCCGGCGUUUCCCUGCUCACCAAGCUCCAAGAACUCACUUCCAAAUGCCGCCAUGUUCGGGUUUUGGCUCUGGCCACCCCCACCGCGGCACACGCCUUGACUGGCGUCGAGAUCUACACUAUUACCCAUGACGUCGUCUGCCGCAACGCCCGUCAGUUUCUGGUGAACGCCAUCGAAGGGUCGGCCAGCCUCUCUAUCCUCUCGACACGCAUCCGAAAAGACCUUCUACAGUACAUCGCGGACAAGCAGUGGACCUCGCUGGUCGAGGCCAAGUUGACGCUACGCCUCCUUGAGUCGCAGAAGGACGUCACCCACAUGCCCGACAUCAUUCGCGAGACGCCCAAGACGUCCCAAGGCAUGCUUGACUAUCUGAUCCUCAAGAUCGACUACAAGGACCGGGAGAUGCAAACGCUGCUCUCAUGGCUGCUAGUGGGCAAGCGACCUGUGGACGUGUUGGAGUUCGAGAAGCAGUCCUCCCUCUCGCUAAGCAACUGGCUGCGUCGCAUCAGGUCCGGUCGCGCUGUCAGCUCUAAUUCGUACUUGUCCGGCGUCCUGACCAUUCGCAAUGGAUGUCUUGAGUUCGUCGACUCACAAGUCAAAGCCAGGAUGCAGUACUUGUCGCUCCACGGGAAGAUCCCUCUCUCUCUGCACGAAUGCCACCGUCAGGUGGCGCUAGCUUGUCUGCGACACGCUCGCGACACCCUUGCGAAGACCAAGGUCGUCGAUGUUCAUUUCCAGGAUCCCGCACGAACAAAGUGGGCAUCGAUAUCGGCGUACGCAGACUUCGAUUCCAUGUUUGUGUAUGCUGUCAGGUACUGGCAUGAACACUAUGAGAAGUCAUUGACGUCCUCGGAGAAGAUCACUGGCUGUGUCCCGCCUGACGUUGCUUCGCUCCUGCCCGACUCUGUUCUCAUGACGUUCGCAGAGUGGAACUUCCUGCGGGUAGAAUACACCGAUGCCGUUGCGCUAGAGAUGGCUAUUUUGCAACUGCUUGCUCUGCGCAAGUCUGUCUUCGGACCCAAGAGUCCGUCUGUGAUCCAGACUAAUAUUCUCCUGGCGCACUGUGACAAUUCUGUCGUCAUGGAGAGGCUCAUGGAAGCCUUUGAGGGGGUUAUUGCCACCUACGGCGAGCCCAGUCCCCAGGCCACGUCUGGAGCCAAGUACAUCUUCACUCUGGUCAAGCUUCACAAAGUCACCCCUCAUCGGGAAUCCAGAGUCCUCAAGUACCUCUGGGGAGUCUAUCGCCUCGAGCUCGGCGAGAGCCAUGAAGAGACCUUGAAUGUGGCACUAGCGUUGGCUUCCCUGUACAAGACGGAGCUGGCAAUCACAGAAGCUUCGGAAGUUCUGCUCGAUAGCUACAAGGCCUGCUCCCGCACCAAGGGGCUGUUUGCGGCCAGGACGCUCGAGAUCUUCCAGCUUCUCAUCGACAGCCUCGAACAGUCCGACAGGAUGACCGAUGCCCAGCAGGUUUGUCAGGACCUCUUCGACACGGCUCAGGCGCUGGAGACUUGGAAUGAGACUGUUUUGGAAGCGGUCAUGCGCAUCGUCCCUCACUAUCAGGAGAGGGGCAUGUCUGACAUCUCCACGGCGAAGCUCAGGCAGCUGUGGCGCCUACUCUUGGGACAAUUCAAGAAGCACGGCAUCAGCGGCUACAGUAGUGCUCAGAGCGAUCUGUUUGAAUCUUUGACGUCUACCACCCUGAAACUCUCCCUCCAGCUUCGAGACCUGGCUCUGGACGCCGAGCUCACCGAGGUGAUUCCAGAAUACUGGGUCCUGGCUGCCAAGUACCUUGCAUCGGACAGGAAAACCAGCGCAAGAGUACUGAUGCAGCUCCGCGAGAUGUCUCAAAUCCUGCUGAGGUUCGACAAGCACAAGGAGGCACUUGCCAUUCUCCGCGUGCUGUACGAUAUCCAUCAGACACAUACUGUCCGUGACCACUCUCACGAAGAGAUGCUUGCAGUGUACACCACACUUAUCGGCUGCUACAAAGGCAUAGAUAACCCACUUGAAGACUUCCGGUGGCUCAACAUCCUGGAUAGCAUCUUAGCCGCCAAACAAGGGAUCACCGCCGAGACUGUCCUGGUUUGCACAGACCUCGCCACCCUGCACCGCUCCAGAUCUCAGCAUACUGCUGCUAUCAAGAUCUGCCACAAGGUUCUUACUAAGCUCUGGCCGGCAGUUCUGAAAGGCCAAAAGACUGGCAACGAGGACUUGCGUCUUCCUGACAGUUUUUGUGGCGAAUGCGUGCGAAUGGUGGUCAUCACGGCCCAGAUGUACAAGCUGACUGGCGAUGAAAAGCGGUCCAAAGAGCUGGUCAACUUAGUUGUCGGUUGCUGCAGGCGCCGCGUUCUCCCACCCGACACAGUGAGUGAAACCAUUGCUGCCUCCCUCUCGUCCGCACUGGAAGAAGCUGGGAUGCACUCGGAAGCUCUACUGUUCUGGAGAUCCCUGCUUUCAGAAUGCUGGGAAAGCCUGGGACGCUCUCACCGCUUCACCAUCCGGGUGGCCAGUGUCAUCGCACGACUCAGUCUACUGCUUGCUGAGGAAGAUGGCUAUGAUGAUUGCGACGAUCACCUUUACGAGGACGUCCUGGAACUGGAGCCGGAUGAGAAUGAUCUACACUCCAUCCUUAUACUCAUCGAGGCCCUGUUUGCGCUCUGCAAGCGUCAUGGUGAGAAGGAUCGCCAAGCAGAUGUGUUGAAGUGGUACGAGCGCCUGUGGUCAUAUUACUUUGACCUCCGCAACGAGCUGACCCUGGACACGACUCGCGGCUUCGAGAUCUUCCAGGGUUACUGCUCCACUCUGAUCGCCAUGAAGAACCUCUCCGUGGCCGUGCGGCUGGCCAGGAAGCUAAGGGCAGCCUACCUGACUGACUUUGGGCGGGAGGACAUCUGGACUCUCAAAGUUUCCCUCGAGUUGGCAGCGCUCCUCGAGACGGACAAGUCCACCAUCAGGGAAGCAGCAAAACUGUACGACGAGACCAAGGAAACAUGCCUCGGUAUUUCGGAGCCCGCCGAGGCCAUCCUGUUGAUCCUCACUGUUGCCCAGGAGCGGCUCAGUGUAUUGGUAUCUACUGAACCUGCGAUGCACGACCGGGCCGAGCAGAUUCUGGUGAAGGGGUGGAGUCAGGCUCACGAGAGGUACGGAUACUCGCACGAGCAGUCGAUGACCGGCAUUCAGAAGCUUCUCGACUUCUGUAUCUCCUUGAAGACUGCCAACUCUCUCACCGUCGCUACGGACGCCCUACAGGAGGCGGUGCUCGGCGUCCUUGGGGAGGGAAAUGGUCCGCAGAAGCUCUUCAGGCUCUCCUAUGCUUUUGUGUCCAUGUACCAGUCGGUCGGCCUCACUUACCGCGAGUUGACCUUCCUACUGCCUGUCCGCACAGGAAUUUACGGGUCAGAGGCCGAGGAGACCAGAGUUCAAGCACUCUGUGAUCGUCGCGGCCUCGUCAUGGUAUAUGCCAUGGAAGCACUUUUCCGAGGUGACCACGAUGGUGGCCUCUUCGAAGAAGUCCUCACGCGAGUCCUCACCGAAACGGCGCUCUACGAGGCGUGGCUCCGGGCUUGCCUCGGGUCUGUGGGUCUCGACGAUCUGCUCACUUCUGGUACCCGCCUGAUGGAGCAUCUCGAGUGCCACGGCCAGCAUACCGAGGCCAUCAAGGUCGAGAGCGAAGCCUGGACUUUGUUCUGCAAGCUCCUCGGCAAGCCAAACCAGGAGAGUGGCUCCAUGUACAAAUUAUUUCAGGCCAUUUUCGAUACCUGCAAGACGCAGAUAGCGCCUCUCUCGCUCCUCGAAUCUAUCUUGGUCAUCGUGGAGGAGCUAGCAGCCUCUCGCAACCACAAUGCCUGUAUUGUCUUAUGUCGAUGGAUUCAUAAGAAUACGCAGAGCUUCUGUAAGCGCGGCGGUGACAGUGCUCUUGCACUGGUUCUCUUCAAGCUUUCUACGCUCCUGUACACUUGCGUUGAAGUAGAGACAUCCAAGGACCUAAGCGCCAGCGUCGAGGAGCUUGCUACAAUGCUUGGCGUCUCAGCGAUCACGUACACCGAGGACCUCAGCGUCGUCAGCAUCAACCACGUCUCCCUCGUACUGAAUAUCGCUGGCAGGCAGAAAGACUACAGGACUCUCAAGGUAAGCUCAAAGUCUCAGUUCAGGGAACAAACUAGAAUCCUAAACCUGUUAUGGACAUCCCGCAACGGUCAUGAGUUCCGAUUUAGUGCCGCCGCCACGAUCGCCAUCGGCAAGCGCCUGGCAGAGGUCGACUUCGUGUGCGGCGAAUACAGCACGGCAUUCAGUCUGCUCGAGGACAUCUCGUAUAACCUAAAGGACGUCUAUGGCGUCAACCAUCCCGAAUCACUGUCUUGCCAGGCGUUGCUAGCGGCGAUGCACGAGAGCCUCGGCCACUGCAACGCUGCAAUCGACAUCCGCUUCGCCAUGCUCAGAGAUGCGCUGUUCGGACAACAGGUAGAACAGCUGAGGCAGGUGCAAGCCGGUGGUCUGCUCGACGACAACAUCACCAUUUACAUGCGCCAACUGCGCUCUUUGAGGUACGACUAUGCUAUGCUCACCGAGAGACAGGAGGACGAUGGAUAUGCAACCCACCAUCUGGAGCAGAGCAAGGAGACCCUGAGUGAGAUCCUCAAAGCGGUGAGAAAAUUGAUGGGAGACCGCAAUAAUGGCCUCCAGCCUGAGGCUGUGCUUGACAUUUCGACCUGGGAGACGGCUCUGCACGGUGAUGAGGCAGCCGGCGAUAAGGCUGAAUCUUGGUCUGAGCCCAAGGACUGGACCGUGGAGAUGGAGAUGGAUGAGAUUGACUGUGAUAGUGCGUGGUCUGUUUCUGAUUCUUAA